Molecule: messenger RNA, 981 nt
Organism: Fraxinus pennsylvanica
Lineage: Eukaryota; Viridiplantae; Streptophyta; Magnoliopsida; Lamiales; Oleaceae
Source: the annotation of a GenBank genome assembly
AUGAGGCCAAUAUUGAUGAAGGGGCACGAGAGGCCAUUGACGUUUUUAAAGUAUAAUAGGGAAGGGGAUCUACUCUUCUCUUGCGCCAAAGACCACACUCCGACGGUUUGGUUCGCCGACAACGGCGAGCGUCUCGGCACCUACCGUGGCCAUAACGGGGCCGUCUGGUCCUGCGAUGCCUCCAGGGAUUCAACAAGGCUUAUAACUGGAAGUGCAGACCAGACAGCAAAGCUAUGGGAUGUUCAAACUGGAACUCAGCUUUACACCUUCAAUUUUGAUUCCCCAGCCAGGUCUGUUGAUUUUGCAGUUGGUGAUAAGCUGGCAGUAAUUACCACCGACCCUUUUAUGGGAUUAACUUCUGCUAUUCACAUCAAGCGCAUAGCCAGAGACCACAGUGACCAGACUAGCGAAUCUGUUGUCAUUCUCAAAGGGCCCCAGGGAAGAAUUAACAGAGCAGUUUGGGGACCUCUGAAUAAGACAAUAAUAAGUGCCGGUGAAGAUGCUAUUGUUCGUAUCUGGGAUUCUGAGACAGGGAAAUUACUGAAAGAGUCUGACAAGGAAGAUGGCCACAAGAAACCCAUUACAUCCCUUUCAAAAUCUAAUGAUUGUUCACAUUUCCUCACGGGUUCCCUAGAUAAAUCUGCUAAGCUUUGGGACUCAAGAACUCUGACGCUCAUCAAGACAUAUGUAACUGAACGCCCGGUGAAUGCAGUUGCAAUGUCUCCACUUCUAGACCAUGUGGUUCUUGGAGGUGGUCAGGAUGCAUCAUCUGUCACCACCACAGAUCACCGUGCUGGAAAAUUUGAAGCCAAAUUCUAUGACAAGAUCCUUCAAGAAGAAAUAGGUGGCGUCAAAGGCCACUUUGGACCUAUAAAUGCAUUGGCAUUUAAUCCUGAUGGGAAAAGUUUCACGAGUGGAGGUGAAGAUGGAUACGUGCGAUUGCACCACUUUGAUUCAGAUUAUUUCAACAUCAAGGUUUAG